Molecule: messenger RNA, 5464 nt
Organism: Anguilla rostrata (American eel)
Lineage: Eukaryota; Metazoa; Chordata; Actinopteri; Anguilliformes; Anguillidae
Product: transcriptional coactivator YAP1-like
Exons: 8
Coding region: 616-1941 (441 amino acids)
Biological process (GO): hippo signaling; positive regulation of transcription by RNA polymerase II
Cellular component (GO): cytoplasm; nucleus
Molecular function (GO): transcription coactivator activity; protein binding
Source: RefSeq, a predicted model, not a curated record
UCACAUGAGUCAUAAAAGUUUGAUGUCACAGCAAAAGUUGAAGACGAAGUUUUGGAAAACGAAGUAAUUUUCAGAAGAGCAGUGAUUUGCGAUGCACGGCGAAGUUUUUCGUUUUGUUCGGGCGGCCCAUAGAAGUUGCCUAUCGUAGGCGGUCUAAGGCAGUAGGCUAAUCGGAAUUAAAUUGUACAUUUGUUUGGAGACACAGGAGGAAAAACUUUACAGCUAGUGUUUUGCCCCUGGGCUUUUUUAUUUUCCCUUUUCUUUUGCAAACGGUGGCAUUAAUUUUCACAAGAAUUGUUUAAAGUACUCGAUAUUGCCUUGGAUUGGACCCGUGUUGGAAGCCUAGUUAUCAAAUUUGCGAACGUUAGCUAGCACGACUAAUCCGGACAUAGUUGACAAUAAAAAACUGUAAAUACUGUAGCUGUUCCACACGAUUUCAUUGGUUUUAAGGGAAUAGCGAAGGAAUUUAAACACUUUUCCUGGCUUUUCGGUAACCUUAAAGUGUCUAUAUGGUUGCUGUCGAGAGGUCAACAUUUGGGCGUUCCAAACGUUUGGAUUAAUUUUGAGUUUUUUUUUUUUUUUAAUUAUCGAGUUAUUUGCAUUCCUUUCGGAACUAUGGAUCCGAGCCAGCAUAACCCCCCGACCGGCCACCAAAUCGUCCACGUCCGGGGCGAUUCAGAGACUGAUUUGGAAGCUCUUUUCAACGCUGUGAUGAACCCAAAAAAUGCCAACGUCCCCCCCACGGUACCAAUGAGGAUGAGGAAGCUACCCGACUCCUUCUUCAAACAGCCCGAGCCAAAAUCGCACUCCAGACAAGCCAGCACAGAUGCCGGCUCUGCGGGUGCCCUCACUCCCCAGCAUGUGAGGGCGCACUCCUCGCCCGCCUCCCUCCAGCUGGGGACACUGUCACCUGGACCGAUGGGCAGCGUCCCUCCUCCUGGCCCUUCCUCGCAGCACGUCCUCCAGUCCUCCUUCGAAAUCCCUGAUGACAUACCACUCCCACCGGGGUGGGAAAUGGCCAAGACCUCUUCCGGACAGAGAUACUUUCUUAACCACCUGGACCAGACAACCACCUGGCAGGACCCACGCAAGGCCCUCUUGCAGAUGAACCAGAAUGCCCCUUCCAGCCCUGUGCCCAUGCAGCAGAACAUCAUAAGCCCUGCCUCCGGGCCUCUCCCUGAUGGCUGGGAGCAAGCCAUCACCUCUGAGGGGGAGAUCUACUACAUCAACCACAAGAACAAAACCACCUCCUGGCUGGACCCCCGCCUCGACUCGCGUUUUGCUCUGAAUCAGCAGCGGAUGAACCAGAGCGGCCCGGUGAAGCAAGCCCCGCCCCUGCCCUCCAGCCCCCAGGCAAGAGUGAGCCAGAUGAGACUCCAGCAGCUGCAGAUGGAGAAGGAGAGACUGAGGCUGAAGCACCAGGAUCUGCUUCGGCAGGUGAGACCCCAGGAACUGGCCCUGAGGAACCAGCUGCCCACCAGCAUGGAGCAGGAUGGAGGGACCCCCAACCCUGUAUCCUCACCAGGCAUGUCUCAGGACAUCCGGACCAUGACCUCCAACAGCUCAGACCCAUUCCUUAACAGUGCCAGCGGUAACUUCCACUCCAGGGACGAAAGCACAGACAGCGGACUGAGCGUGAGCAGCUACAGCAUCCCCCGCACGCCCGAUGACUUCCUCAACAGCGUGGAUGAGAUGGACACAGGUGAUUCCGUAGGUCCCACCCCCAUGGCCACCCAGCCCAGCCGUUUCCCAGACUACCUGGACACCAUCCCAGGCACGCACGUAGACCUGGGCACUCUAGAGAGCGAAAGCAUGGCAGUGGAGGGGGAGGAGCUGAUGCCCAGCCUUCAGGAGGCGCUCAGCUCCGACAUACUCAAUGACAUGGAGUCUGUGCUGGCAGCUACCAAAAUCGACAAGGAGAGCUUCCUCACAUGGUUAUAGAGGAGGAGGGUGGGACAGGGGUGGAGCCAAGGGAGACUCCCACCAACCAACCAACAUCCACGUCCGACCCCCUUCCCACUUUCUCACAGUGGUUGCUGCUGCCAUGCAGAUACUGAGGUACACCUCUGAAAGGAUGUAAAAUGGCCUUGCUUUUUCCAGCAGACAUUUUCAGGCACUACCUUCUGGAUGUUUCUGGGCGUUACCCUCUUGGCGGGAUGGGCGGUGGAAGGAGCGGCACACAGCAGGGUUCUCACACCCCUUUUUCUGCCACACGCUCCAGUCUGGCUCAUGACCUGGGGGUUUGGUGGGACCCGAGAGCCCAGACUUUGAAGCCCUCCACCUCCUGUUUCCUCCACGCAGUUCCUUCUGCAGCAGCCUCAGUUUGCGAGUGAGCAUGCAAAAAGGUUGUGUAUGUGUGUGUGCACAGAUACAUGUGACAGCAGUCACCUAAUUUAUGCAAAUAGAAGUGAAUCACAUGAAGCCUGACUACAAUCAUCAGACUUGGGUCACAUCUGAAACACAUGGACUCUUUAGAUGCUGGGAAAAUGUAAAAUACACCUGCAGAUCCUAUUAGAAUUUCAAGGAAAUUUCUAAUCAAAAUUUCUAAUUUGUUUCUAACUGAGAACGUACAAUCAUAUGAAAGAAGAAAUUAUUCAGAAUAUUGGUGAAAAUACAGUAAUGACUUAUUUUACUUAUUUUGUCAAAUCUGCUGGAAUUUUAUUAGCGUUUAAAGAGCUACAGAUUCCAAAACAUUUUUGGAUCCAUUUUUUUAAAUACAAUUUUUUAUCUGUUUAUUUUUAUGAACCUGACUAUCCAAAAAUGAUGUAGCUGAAGUGAAAAGACCAUCCUCAGUACUGAUUUGGAGUCGGGGUGUCAGAAGGCCGAGCGUGGGUGGAGCUUGUUGCUGUAGGAUUCUGGAUUGGGUGUGGGGGAGGCCUGAGUUCUCCCAUUUUACAAAUGCUGCUGCUUGGCUGCGCCAGUGAUUAGCGAAGUAUACUUUAUUAAACCAAGUGCCUUCAAUUGUUUUUGAGAAGUUAAACGAACGCUACACAUAUAUGUUUCUGCAACACCAUUCUAUAUACAGAAAGAUGUUCUGAAAUUGUCCUUAAUCUUUUAUGCAUUUAUAUUCAGUAAUCAUGAGCAUAUUUUUGUUGUAAAUAAAAUGGCUUUGCCAAAAAAACUGUAUUAUAACAGGGGUAGGUUUUUUAAUUAACCUAACAUUAUAAUUCAGUCUUGUUUAAGUCUGAUUUGUCCCUGUUUUUUUUUUUUUUUUUUUUUUUUUAACCUUUUUUUGGUUCUUAUCUUUUAAGUUUGGGUUUUCAAUUAAAAAACAACCUUGCUGUAACGUUUUUACUGUUGCUGAUCUUGUGGAUGGGUUUUAAGUGUAUUUUAAUGAGAGUUGUGGCACAGGCUUACUUUCAGCACAGUCUGUAACUGAUAUGGUCUCAACUUGGAGAUAAACCUAGAACUAUCCUAAAAUUAAAAUUUAAUUUCAUGUUUAAAAAGAAAUGUCAUCUUUUUUUAGAUGAUAUUCCAUCUGCCUUGAUGGUGCUUUUAAAAUCUUAGUAUUCUGGGGGACAUUGAUUGGAUUGACGUAUUGUUAGCUGCAUUGUACUGCUGUCUUUAAUCCCCUUGCUGUUACCCUCUUACACAUGGGUCUCUGUACUUUUGAUUCCAGUGUGCAAAUUGAAUAACUUUGUCUUUAGAUCUAGUGACCCUUGGGCUGUCUUGUGGCUUUUUCAUAAAGGACAGUUCAAACUUUAGUGGCUUUCAGAAUAACCUGCCUAUUUUUUCAACAUAGUAAUUUCCAAAAGAGCUAAUGUUAGUUCUACUUAGAAUAGUACUUUCCUCCCGAAGCAUCUGUACUAAUGAAACAUUUACACUUGAAAAUGUAAGAAGCCUCUGGAUUACAUAAAUGGAUCUGUUCUGCCAGCACAUAUAGGAUCACAAUCAUGGUUUGUGUCAUUGAGUGAAAAAUCAAAAAAUCAGUAGCGAUGUCACGUGAAAAAAGUUAGCAACACUAGUUGAAUCUCAAUUCCCAAAAUUCCUCGUGAAAGCACCUUGUAAAAGUCACAGGCUGUUUACCUGUGUGCUUUUAUUUUUUUGUAAUUUCAGGCACCACUUACAGUAUGUACAAUAUGGCUACUGAACUUCCCCACAUAAAAACUACCCCCUGUGGCAUAAAAGACAUUUCUACCAAGCAGUUAACAAGAACAGUAUUUGGCAGACCACAGCUGUCCUGAAAGUGAACCAGAUAUGAAAAUAUGAUCAAGAUACAUGUGAGCUGGUUUGAGGAUCAGGUAUAAAAUGGCUUGUAGAGUAGUAGUCAUAUGGGAUUUAGUGGUAAUCCUGAAUUAUUCGUAUCGUAAUUUUUCUCAUGGUGAACAAGCAGUACAAUGGAAUCAGCGUUGUUUUAUUUUUUCAAGGCUUCCAAAGAGUAUUUUAUUUCCUUUUGAGCAAAGAACAAAACUAUUUUCUACGUACCUUGAUUUUUGUAUAAGCUAAAUACAUACACACACACACACACACUCAAGGAUUUGUGUUUAUUAGAUGGGAGAUUUAUUAGUAGUUUUGAAUACAAGAUGUUAUAUUUUCUUGCCAAGAUGGCUGUUAAACAUUUAACCUGUGUCAUAAGGAUUUGGGUUUGGAGAAAACAAGUGCACCACCCAUAAUUCUUUGUCUUAUGUUGUUUACAAUCUAGAGUAAGACAACACUAUUGUGGCUGUGUAGGGACGAUGACUUUAAAAACACUUCCUUUGUUGACAGUAAGUACUUUAUUUGUAGUCAGAUGUUUACACGGUGAAAACACUAUGAAAAGAACAAAGACCACCACACAUUUGUUAAGGUGUCCUCAAAGCCACAGCUAUUUUCUUUAUUGUGUUACUUUUAAUACAUCACUGUGAUACUUUUUGCAUUCACCCAGUGAAACUUGAUCAUCCUCCCACAUGGAAUGGAAUGGAAUGUAAUGGUUUUGAUUUUUAAUUUUGGUUGAUUGUAUGGAUAUUGGGGAAAACCAAAAAGAAUGCCAUUUUCUGAAGCAAUCUAGAGUAGUGUUCUGUAUUAAACCUUUGCAUUCAGACAUGGUUUAUUUGAUAUUUAGCAUAGCUUUGUUGGCUAUGAGGUUUAAACAACCAGUCAGUGUUGGAGCUGAACAAUGCAACUAAAGUAUCACUUUCAAAAUUGAUGGUACAGUGAUGUUUUAGCAAAUGUCUACAAAACUUACACAAGACUAAAUUAUAUUUUUAUCACUUAAGCAUGACUUUAUAUGUAAUAGUUUGUCAUUGUCAGAAUAUAUAGUAACUGUUGGCUGUCUGUAUGUAGUGGUAGGACUAAUCACACAUUUUAAAGGUUUCAUAUUUAGAUAUUCAUAAAUGCACACAAAAUGAAUUUAUAUUCAAUAAUGAUCUUUGAAUUUAUAAAAAUGGAUGUAUGUGCAUGUAUGUUGGCAUAAACUGUUACAUUGUAUCUCUCUCUAUGUAAUAAAAUUGGCUUAUUGUGGAAUAAAGUAUAUACUUUGUGAUAA